AUGGCACAGAAAGGAGCUCAGCUGGACCAUUCGGUUAUUUCUUGUUCGAUCUGUCUGGAUCUGCUUAAGGAUCCGGUGACUAUUCCCUGUGGACACAGCUUCUGUCUGAUCUGUAUUGAAACUUACUGGGAUCAACAAGAUGAGAGGAGAGUCUUCAGCUGUCCUCAGUGUAGACAGACCUUCAGACGGAGGCCUGUCCUGAAGAAAAACACCAUGUUCGCAGUUUUGGUGGAGGAGCUGAAGAAGACUGGACUCCAACCUGCUCCUGCUGAUCACUGCUAUGCUGGACCUGAAGAUGUGGCCUGUGACGUCUGUCCUGGGAGGAAACUGAGAGCCGUCAAGUCGUGUCUGCAGUGUCUGGCCUCUUACUGUGAGAACCACCUUCAGCCUCAUUUUGAAGCAGCUCCAUUGAAGAAGCACAAGCUGGUGGAGCCCUCCAAAAACCUCCAGGAGAACAUCUGCUCUCGUCAUGAUGAGGUGAUGAAGAUGUUCUGUCGUACUGAUCAGAAGUCUAUCUGUUAUCUCUGCUCUGUGGAUGAACAUAAAGGCCACGACACAGUCUCAGCUGCAGCAGAAAGAGCUGAGAAGCAGAGAGAUCUGGAGGUGAGUCAAAGAAACAUCCAGAAGAGAGUUCAGGACAGAGAGAAAGAUGUGGAGCUUAUUCAACAGAAAGUGGAGGCUAUCAAUCGCUCUGCUGAUAAAGCAGUGGAGCAAAGUGAGAAGAUUUUCACUGAGCUGAUCCGUCUCAUGGAGAAAAGACGAUUUGAUGUGGAGCAGCAGGUUAGAUCCUAG
This is a messenger RNA of Xyrichtys novacula (pearly razorfish), 792 nucleotides long. The record is from the annotation of a GenBank genome assembly. Lineage: Eukaryota; Metazoa; Chordata; Actinopteri; Labriformes; Labridae.